Messenger RNA from Gopherus flavomarginatus (Mexican gopher tortoise), 3361 nucleotides. RefSeq names its product broad substrate specificity ATP-binding cassette transporter ABCG2-like. The transcript has 14 exons. Gene Ontology annotation, molecular function: ATP binding; ATP hydrolysis activity; ABC-type transporter activity. The coding region runs from base 89 to 1843 and encodes 584 amino acids. Gene Ontology annotation, cellular component: plasma membrane. Lineage: Eukaryota; Metazoa; Chordata; Testudines; Testudinidae. The record is from RefSeq and is a predicted model, not a curated record.
GAGAAUCCCUUCGGUGCCCUCGGGGCUCGGUUGUGAGCUUCCACAACAUCCAGUACACCAUCAAACAGUCCCACGGGCCCCUCUGCAAAUGGACAACGGUGGAGAAGAAGGUUCUCCACAAUGUGUGUGGCAUUAUGAAGCCGGGUUUGAAUGCUAUCCUGGGACCAACAGGGAGCGGCAAAUCCUCGAUGACGUGGUUAUGGGCACACUGACGGUGAGGGAGAAUCUACUCUUCUCUGCAGCCCUGCGCCUCCCCAGCUCCAUCAGCUUUAAAGAAAAGGAAGAGCGGGUCAGCCAGAUAAUCACUGAGCUGGGGCUCAGCAAAGUAGCUGAUGCUAAGGUAGGAACAGAACUAAUCCGAGGGGUGUCAGGUGGAGAGCGGAAGAGAACCAACAUCGGCAUGGAGCUCAUCACGGAGCCCCCAGUCCUAUUCCUGGACGAACCCACCACUGGCCUGGAUGCCAGCACAGCCAACGCAGUGCUCAUCCUCCUGAAGAGGCUUUCGAGAAGAGGUCGGACCAUCAUUUUCUCUAUCCACCAGCCCCGCUAUUCCAUCUUCAAGCUCUUCGACAGCCUGAUGUUGUUGGCUUUGGGAAAGGUGCUUUAUCAUGGUCUGGCUAAGCAAGCCCUGACAUAUUUUAAUUCUAUCGGGUAUCAAUGUGAGCCCUUCAACAACCCGGCUGACUUCUUCCUUGAUGUGAUAAACGGUGACUCCACCGCCGUGGCGGCAAGCAAAGGUGAUCAGAGAAGCCUGGACAAUGGAGGGACUGGAGGAGGGGUAAUCGGUGAUGAAGAGCAGAAUGUGGACAAGAGUGUGGUGGAAACUCUGCACCAGCUGUACCUGAACUCCAGCCAGUAUCGGGACACAGAAGAAGAGCUGAAGAAAGUGGAGCUCAGACAGCAGAAUGAGCAGGGGAAGUCAAGGCGCGUGAAUGAGGUCACAUAUGCAAAUGGCUUCUUCACUCAGCUCUACUGGGUGUCCAAACGUGCUGUCAAAAACCUCAUCAGGAACCCCCAGGCAUCUGUGGCACAGAUCGCAGUGACCACCCUCCUAGCCUUGGUUGUGGGGGCCAUCUUUUUUGGAGUAAAACUAGACCAAAGUGGCAUUCAGAAUCGGGUUGGAUCCUUGUUUUUUGUAACCACAAACCAGUGCUUUUCCAGCGUAUCAGCGAUCGAGCUGUUUAUAAAGGACAAGAAAUUGUUUGUCCAUCAGUACACCAGUGGGUACUAUCGAGUGUCAGCAUACUUCUUUGCCUUGAUCUUUGGAGACCUUUUGCCCAUGAGAACUCUUCCAGGCAUUAUCUUUUCAUGCAUAAGUUACUGGAUGAUUGGCUAUCAGGCAGUAGCAGGACGGUUCUUUUUCUUCAUGCUGACACUGGUACUAGUAUCCUAUACAGCCACGGCCAUGUCUCUGGCUAUCAGCGCUGGGAUGGAUGUGGUGGCCAUUGCCAAUCUGUUUAUCACUAUUUGCUUUGUCUUCAUGCUUAUCUUUUCUGGCCUGUUGGUGAACCUUCCUUCUGUGAUGGGAUGGUUGAACUGGCUCAAAUACUUCAGCAUCCCCAGAUACGGCCUCACGGCCCUGCAAGUCAAUGAAUUUAGAGACCUUUACUUCUGUGGUGAGAACCCCCAGAAUAUCGCUGCAUCCCACAGGGAUGCAGCUGAUUGCUCCUCAAAUGCUACACAAUUUGGAGAAACGUGUUAUGGUGAAACAUAUCUGUGCAGCCAAGGGAUUGCAUCGACCAACUGGGCCAUGUGGGAAAACAUAGUGGCUCUGGGCUGCAUGACUGCCAUCUUCCUCUUGAUAGCCUAUGGGAAACUCCGAUUCAUGAAGAAGUUCACCUAGCCUCGCCGUCACUUUACUCUGUGACUUACCUCAGGACUUGGAACUGCAAAGUUUGUCAGGCCCAUGUCAUUGAAGACCAAUGAAAGAUUAAGUGGGCAUCGGCUCGAGCCCAGCGUACAAAAUGUGGCCAUUUGUCAGGCGCAGGGAAUAUCUAUUAUGUGAUCAUGAGCAACAUUUUUUACCUUGUCUAUAGUUACAUUGCUGGCUAUUUUAUUGUAAGGAAUUGUUAGACUAUCAUGUUCUCUUACACACUUCUGUAAAAGUGCACUCUAAUUUAUAUAACUUCAUUAUUCUGUGGCCACUGUCUACAGUAUCUCAGGAAAACAUAUUUAAACAUACAUUAAUAUAAACCAGAUUUAAUUUUGGCAAUCACCUUUAUUCUGUCCAUCAUUGGUAUAUAAUGACUGUUUUUCUGCACUGGUAUUGGGUUUUUACUAGUGCCUACUAUUGGAUCAAAAUAGAGGCCUGUUCUAUGAGGCACUUCAAGGUUUAAGACUAGAAAACAUUUUGAAUUGCCUUACUUUGCAAACUGGUCAUGGUGCAAAUUUUAUUUCUAGUAGCACCAUAACAUGAGAAGCUUUCCCCCAUACCAAAAUCAGCUCUCCUCUCACAAGGUAAAGAAGAAAGAUCAGCUAUGUAGGACCUGCCAAACACAAACAGGCUCAUGGUCCACUAAUGUGGUCUUUCUCAACCUGUGGGUCUCAACCUCAGAGGGGUGCAGAGCAGGCUGUGGAAUUUAACAUUGCAGAAUUGGAAUUUUUCAAUAAUAAACAAAUGUUAUGUCUAAUUCUAUACAUAUAGUGAUUGGCUGCAACCAGUAAGUCAUAUACACCAAAGGUUACCAUAACAGCACUGAAGAUUCUGCAGUUAUUUCUUAUUCUGAGUAUAGGGAAAGAGUGCAAAUACAAAUUGCUGGUACGAACUAACACGGCUACCACUCUGAAACCAGUGCAAAAUCUGAUACCUCUGUGUGAUACACUGGUAAAUGUAAAAAGAACAAGGAGUACUUGAGGCACCUUAGAGACUAACAAAUUUAUUUGGGCAUAAGCUUUUGUGGGCUAAAGCCCACUUCAUCGGAUGCCCGCAAUGGAAAAUACUGUAUUUUUCCACAUGCAUCCGAUGAAGUGGGUUUUAGCCCACAAAAGCUUAUGCCCAAACAAAUGCGCUAGUCUCUAAGGUGCCACAAGUACUCUUCAUUCUUUUUGCUGAUGCAGACUAACACAGCUACCACUCUGAAAUUGAUAAAUGUUUAUUUUAUAGAGGGAACCACUGUCUCAGAGUGUAUCUUCAUGCCGCGUUAGCUUAAGUUAACUCCUCUCAAGUGAGCCUAGCUCCAGUGGAGCAGACACACUGCCAAAAAACACUUGAGCCGCACAGUAUGAUUAAGUUAGCAGCACAGAGAAGCUGCAUUACUAGCUCCAAUGCCAGCAGCAGUGGAGCUUCAACCUACCCCCUGAUGGGCCAAGCUAGCUUGAGUAUAAAGCACCACUUCACUCAACCUACAGACUUUUGUGUGUA